Messenger RNA from Anguilla rostrata (American eel), 4069 nucleotides. Its product is annotated as long-chain-fatty-acid--CoA ligase 1-like. The coding region runs from base 221 to 2392 and encodes 723 amino acids. Gene Ontology annotation, cellular component: membrane; endoplasmic reticulum. Gene Ontology annotation, biological process: long-chain fatty acid metabolic process. Lineage: Eukaryota; Metazoa; Chordata; Actinopteri; Anguilliformes; Anguillidae. Gene Ontology annotation, molecular function: long-chain fatty acid-CoA ligase activity. The transcript has 22 exons. The record is from RefSeq and is a predicted model, not a curated record.
CUCCCUGUGCAAAAGUACAAAAAAUUCUGGAAACCUUUGGCUCAACCAUAGGCUGGGAGUGGCGUUUUACUGCUAUAACUGUGCCCUUCUGCUUAAAAAAAAAAAAGAGAACUAAUUUAAAAUUCUUCCUUAAGCCAAAGCAGAAGACAUUUGGAAGCCAUUAAAUAGCCAAGCUCAUGACAUUCAGUUCCAUGAAAACAUACCGAACCGACGGCCCGCGAUGCAGGCGCAGGAGUUCCUGAGACAGCUGCGCGUCCCCGAGCUGACGGACGUGCGGGAUUACCUCCGCAGCCUGUCGGCCAACGCGCUGGCGGGCAUGGGCACCGUCGCCGCCCUCUGCACCUACUGGUACCUGUGCAGGCCCAAGGCCCUGAAGCCGCGAUGCGACCUGAGCAUGCAGUCCGUGGAGAUCCAGGGCGGGGAAUUUGCGCGCAGGUCAGUGCUGUUGGAAGGCGACGAGCACCUUACGAACAUCUACAGCGACGCCACCACCUUGUACGAGAUCUUCCGCCGGGGCGUGCGCGUGUCCGAUAACGGGCCUUGCCUGGGAUCCAGGAAACCAAGCGGGCCGUACGUCUGGCUGACCUAUCAGGAGGUGGCGGACCGGGCCGAGUUCCUGGGCUCAGCUUUACUGCACAGGGGCCACAGUCACACCGGCGACAAGUUCAUCGGCAUCUUUUCCCAAAACAGACCGGAGUGGACCAUCGCUGAGCUGGCCUGCUACACGUACUCCCUCGUGUCCGUGCCCCUCUAUGACACGCUGGGCGUCGAGGCCAUCGGCUACAUCAUCGACAAAGCCGCCAUCUCCACGGUGGUGUGUGACGUCCCGGACAAGGCCCGGCUCAUCCUGGACAGCAUGGCGGACAGGGAGCACACCGUCAGGACCAUCAUCCUGAUGGAGGACUUCAACGCCGCCCUGGUGGCCAGAGGCAAGGAGUACGGCAUCGAGAUCAUCAGUCUGAAAGCAGCAGAGGACGUCGGCAAGGCCAACCUCAGAACUCCAGUGACGCCCAAGCCCGAAGACCUGGCUGUCAUCUGCUUCACGAGCGGCACCACAGGUAACCCUAAGGGCGCCAUGCUCACGCACAGGAACAUCGUCUCCAACAGCUCAGCGUUCAUUAAGAUAACGGAGGAGUUGCGGCUUCCCUGCGUAGAGGACGUGCUCAUCUCCUUCUUGCCUCUGGCGCACAUGUUUGAGCGAGUGGUGGAGGGCUUUUCCUCCAUUUACAGCAGCGACACGCACAUUUCCUACCUGCCCCUCGCCCAUAUGUUUGAGAGGAUGGUGCAGGCGAUCAUCUUGUGCCACGGAGCCCGAAUCGGCUUCUUCCAGGGAGACAUCCGCCUGCUGAUGGACGACCUGAAGGAGCUGCAGCCCACCAUCUUCCCCGUGGUCCCACGCCUGCUCAACCGCAUGUUCGACAAGAUUUUCGGGCAGGCCAACACCCCCCUGAAGCGGUGGGUGCUGCAGUUCGCCUCCAGGAGGAAAGAGGCGGAGAUGAGGAGCGGCAUCGUGAGGAGGGACAGCCUGUGGGACAAGCUCAUCUUUAAGAAAGUUCAGGCCAGUCUGGGAGGCCGCGUGCGCCUGAUGGUGACCGGGGCGGCCCCCGUGUCCCCGGCUGUCCUGACGUUUCUCCGCGCGGCCCUGGGGUGCCAGUUUUACGAGGGGUACGGACAGACGGAAUGUACUGCUGGCUGCACCUUAUCCAUGCCCGGGGACUGGACUGCAGGUCACGUGGGAGCUCCGCUGCCCUGCAAUUCCGUGAAGCUGGUGGACGUGGCCGAGAUGAACUACUACGCAAUCAACGGAGAGGGAGAGGUGUGUGUGAAAGGACCAAACGUGUUCCAGGGCUACUUGAAGGACCCAGAGAAAACCGAGGAGACCAUCGACAAGGACGGGUGGGUCCACACCGGGGACAUCGGCAAGUGGCUAGAGAACGGCACUCUGAAAAUAGUGGACAGGAAGAAGCACAUAUUCAAGCUGGCUCAGGGAGAGUACAUUGCGCCGGAGAAGAUCGAGAACAUCUACAUCCGCAGCGACCCCGUGGCUCAGGCCUUCGUCCACGGCGACAGUCUGCAGGCAUGUCUGGUGGCUAUCAUCGUCCCCGAUCCUGACUUCUGCCCUGGAUGGGCCAAGAAGAAAGGACUAGAGGGUUCCUAUGAAGAGCUGUGUAAAAACCAGGAACUGAAGAAGGCCAUCUUGGCGGACAUCUUGAAACUGGGCAAAGAUGCAGGCCUGAAGUCUUUUGAGCAGGUGAAGGACAUCGCUCUGCACCCCGAGAUGUUCUCCGUGCAGAACGGACUGCUGACGCCGACCAUGAAGGCCAAGAGGGCCGACCUGAGGAACUACUUCCGGCCGCAGAUCGACGAGCUGUACGCCAGGAUCAACGCGUAGCCGUGGCGACCGAGAAGAAAAAUCAGCCCGCGCGCUGAACUUCAGGGAGAAAGAAAAAAAAAAAAAAAAAGCCAGAUAAUCGGACAACGCCAUGCCUUUAAUACCGAAUGUAGCGAGGUGGAGAUGAAGUUCACACUCAGUCUAAACUGUUACCGUAGGAACAAACAGGUGGAGAGGAUCAAAGGGGGGGGGGAUCGCUGCCACAUGAGCCCAGGUGUGUCAGUAGAUACCUUACCUCAUCAUGACCGUACCGCUCAGCUCAGCUAGAGCUGCUGUUUCACUCACCCAUACGCGUUAAUGUAGCCGUACAAUUCUGCAGGCUCCUGUCUGUACAAGCACAGUCUUAUUCCAAAACGCAGAAGGAAUUUAGCAUCAUCCUGUUAUUUAUUUGGGGUUUUAUUUUUUUUUCUUUUGGAAGAAGUGAAAGGAACCAUACAGUGACAGAAAUGGCGAAUUGUACUUCUUUUUACGACGACAACUCUUCUGUGGUUUUCAAUUACAAGUGUGUACAAAGUUUCAGUAAUAAUUUUUCAAAUUCAUGAAUACUAUGUAAUGUAAGAGCGGGUUUUAAAUUAUGCAAUUAUGCAAUUAAGCAUCUCGUUUCUCAUGGUUCGAACUCCACAAUUUUCUGCGGAUAAAGGGAAUUUUUUGUACAGGACUGCACUGUUUGUACUGUGAUGUUUGAUGAAAUAGGAAUGUUAGCAUAACAUAACAUAAUGACGAGAACAGGCCAUUCAGCCCAACAAUGCUCGCUAUUUUAAUGUUAAUUAUAGAACUCUUAAUAGACUGAAUAAUUUGAAUUGUGGGUUUGUUGGUGUGUGGCUCUUAUCAGAGUUUUAUUUAAUUAAAUGUUGUAAUCUAAUGUGAACCACUUAGGGUGCCAACGCAGAGUUGGUGAAGCCGCUAUAUUGCAGAACUCUGUCACACAAAAUCACUAACAACAGACAUAAAAGGAUACAUGGCACUCUUUCACAAAAUCUCUUGCGUAUUCUGGUUGUCUGUAAUGUUGUUCUGCUGUCUCAGGAUUUGCUACCAGACCUCAGUAGAGUGUCUGUUAGGAAUGGACCCCUGUUUUCUAUGUGUCAAAGGUCAGUAACCAUGGUGUUAUGGGUGGGUACCCCUGUGCCUCUUUUGAAAGCCAUACAGAAACAUCACUUAUCGGCUGUAGCUAUUGAACAGAGGGUAUAGUAAGUUCAAGGAAAGGCUAAAGUGGCACAGAAUUGCAGUUGUGCUACCACAAGGUGAGUUGACAUGUACGCUGGGAAUGGCUUAUUUUAAAUGUUCAAAUUUCCGUUUUUCUUUGUCUUCAGUUGUUCUAAAAAGUGAGGCUCUUGAUGAAAUAGUGGCUGAAUUUGUUGCUUUCAAAUGAAUCUCAGUGAAUCAGAGCUGCACCAGCGUGAGUGGACUAUGGCAAAAACCAGAUGUAGAUCUGUAUCUUUUUUUAAAGUCAUUUAUUAUGAAAAUAUACACUAUGUGGAAUGAAUUAGCAGAAAUAAGUUUUUUGGGGGAAAUGUCAUGUAUGAAAUGAAGAAAGAAAUUAUAAUUGUUAAAAAAUUUAAACAGUCAACGAAGGUUGCACUGAAUGUUGGGUGACUAAUGGUGCAUGUUAAGCUGUUUUUUAUGUGCUAAGCCAGUGUGGCAACGUUUAGGAGACUGUAAUAAAGAUUUAAAAUUAAA